Carassius carassius (crucian carp) is the source of this 1677-nucleotide messenger RNA. Its product is annotated as glucocorticoid-induced transcript 1 protein-like. The coding region runs from base 144 to 1373 and encodes 409 amino acids. Gene Ontology annotation, biological process: podocyte development. The record is from RefSeq and is a predicted model, not a curated record. Gene Ontology annotation, cellular component: cytoplasm. Lineage: Eukaryota; Metazoa; Chordata; Actinopteri; Cypriniformes; Cyprinidae. The transcript is spliced from 8 exons.
GUCAGCGCAGGAGCACUGGAGAGUUUGGACCAGCGUCUGAACUUUGUGUCCACUUUGAUGCAAAGUUUUACAGGGAACGACAAGCUCGUACGGUCACAAUAGGUUAAGAGGAAGCGAAGGUUGAUAAUAGCUCGGUUUUUCGCAUGAACACGUUUUCAGUUCUCGUUCUGGAGUUUAUUAGUGUGUCUCGUGCGCAUUUACGCAUCAAGUGUAACAGUAACUCGACUCUCCAACACAAUGUGUCUGCCAGUGUCCCUCUGAGAUGGAGUGAUCAGACGAGAUCAGCUUCAUUCUCCUCUUCAAGACACAGCAGAAGUCCAUCAGCAUCAUCACUAUCAUCAUCAUCAUCACAUGCUGCAAAUAUGAAGCAGAUCACUAAGCCCACCAGGAUCCCAUCAGAGAGUCACUUUAUAUCAGCAGGGAGAGCUCGAUCAGCCAGUCGACAGCCGCCCUCAUUGGACAAGCUGCCUGAGCAGUACCUAAUUGGACAGUGGCCGCGAGAGCCGUACCAACUCCAGGCGUCCUGUAUGAGUGAUAAAGCCACACAGACACCUGGCUUUUGGCCUGAGGAUGGAGGAGAGGUUAUCGUACACAAACGCUCGGCAUCAUGGGGCAGCGCUGACCAUCUUACAGAGAUUGCAAAACUUCGUCAGCAGCUCCAGCGCAGUUUGCAGGGCAGCCACAGUAUCAAGGAGAAAGAAGAAGUGACGCCCCAGCCAAAGCGACUCUCUGCUUCUUCAUCUAAUACGGUCCUCUCCAGACCCGUCGUGUGUCGAAUGCCCAGCUAUAGUGACGGUGUUAACCAGGAGCUGGAGAACGUCUUCAUCUGUGAAGCCUGGGGGAGAGAGGAGGAGAAGGCUUUGGAGGUGCGGGACGGCGGCCGUGCUCCUGUUCCUCCUCUUCAUCACACACACAGCACUGAGACGCAGAUCUCCUGCAGUCCAUGUUACUGCUGCUCUCCUGCUGCGGACGCUGAGAGAGAUUACAGGUGUGGUUCACCUCUGCCUCAGUUUUCCAGCUCUCCCAAACCCAACAAUAGUUACACAUUUAAACGUGAGCCUCCCGAGGGCUGCGAGAAAGUCAAAGUGUUUGAAGAUCUCAUCACUUGUAGAACACAAGACUUUCCCAUCUUCUCCUGCCCAGACAGAAACAAAGUGAACUUCACUCCGAGCGGCUCGGCCUUCUGUCCGGUGAAGCUGCUGUGUUCGUCUCUUUUCUCGUCAGAUGAUGCUGCUCAUCCCAGUUCACUGGAUACUCAAACUUCAGAACAAACGUCUGGUCCAUUUACAGAGGCCACAGUUCAAAACAGCUUCCCGCUGCGGCCCGUGUCGUCUGAAUGCUGCAGUAUGAGGAAGUGCCUGCUGAUCAGUUAGCCAAUCACAGCUCAGAUCUCAAACAGCUGACGUUUCUAGGGAAUGUAUCACUUGCUAAUGGUUGUCCAAAAGGACCAUUAUGUUGAAAUUUGCCUGUGGGUUUCAUCUAAUUCUGCUGGAAUGCACAAAUCUUUACUUAACCUUACAGCACAUCCUACUAACCAGGUGAAAUGCAUUAGAUAAGACAGAUAAUCAACAGGCCAACAGCCAAAAAUGUGCUUCAUGUCUUAACACACAACUCAGGAUUCAUUUCCAUUAGGGCUGGAUGAUAUAGCUAACUAAUUAUAUUUCAAUGUUUUAGUUG